This is a messenger RNA of Acytostelium subglobosum LB1, 2016 nucleotides long. RefSeq lists its product as hypothetical. The transcript is spliced from 4 exons. Gene Ontology annotation, biological process: proteolysis. The record is from RefSeq and is a predicted model, not a curated record. Gene Ontology annotation, molecular function: serine-type endopeptidase activity. NCBI's taxonomy places the organism in Eukaryota, Evosea, Eumycetozoa, Acytosteliales, Acytosteliaceae. The annotation marks the transcript as partial.
AUCAAUCUCACACAAACAAAGAAAGAAAUAAAGAUGAUUGCACCAUCAACAACUGAUGCCGUGGACAAGGCUUUCAAGACAGAGGUCACAGCACUAUAUAAGGAGCUGAUUGUCAAUGUGCCAUCGAUUGAUCAGGCUACAUUCUCAGGCACAUCAAAGACUGUUGGCUCAUCUGAUGUGACCGUCUCAAUGGUGAUGUCCACAAGUGACUUCCACAACAAGAAGGACAAGUCCUACAUGCUGUCCAGGACGACCACACGCAGCGAUCGCCACGAUGUGUCAAUGUCACCAUUCCCCGUUGAGAUGGCCGCUGCCAUCGUAUCAGUCUCUCCAUCAGGCCGCUAUAUGCUCUCGAUCAAAGAGGCCGGAGAGAAUGACUUCCAGAUGGAGAUUGUUGAUCAAGGCCACAUCGUGCGCACCAUCAAUGCCAAGGACGUGCACAAGAAGAUCUUUGUAGAUGAAUGGUUCGGCAGGAUUUCAUGGUCACCAUGCGAGCAAUACAUCGCCUACAUUGCUGAGCGCCCAUUGGAGACGACGACAUUCUAUGAUCGCGAGCCAAAGGAAAAGGCUGUUGGAGACUCGCACGUGUAUCGUAGUGAUUGGGGCGAGACCUACGCGCCACAUCAGUCACCAUCAAUCUAUGUCGUGGACAUCUGCAACGAGUCCAUCAUACCAGUGUUGUGGCCAUUAUCCGAGGCCCUCACUGCUGGUCAGGUCAUCUGGACCACCGGCGAGGCAGUCGGUCUAGUCUUCAUCGGAUGGAAGGUGGAGCUGAGAAGAUUCGGUAUCAGAGCAUGCUUCAAUCGUUUGAGCUCGAUAUACUACGUCAACUUCAAGGAUCUGGUGCAACAGAGACAGGACCUCAAAACAAGACAUGCUGCCGGCGAUCAUACAGCCAGCCCCAAGCACGCACAGGUGACACCGGUCAACUUGUUGGGCGACUUUAUCGGUUGCUUCCGCUCGCCAAGGUUCUCGUUGGAUGGCAAGCAGUUGUACUUCUUUGGAAUGCCCGGUAUUGUAUUGCCACACAACUCCUGCUCGCAACUGCUCUCCAUUCCAUGGACGGGCGGUUCAGCGCCAGGCACACCACCAGUGACAAUCCAGAUUGGCGAGCGUAACUUUGCCGACAAGGAUUUCUCUGGCAUCUACAGCAACGCCAUGCCAGCCAACCCAUGGUUAACUCCAAACACGCUGGUCUUCGGCACGAUAGUGCACUCCCAGAACGUGAGUGUCGCAGAGACAGUCAAUGGCAUCGACAAGUUCCAAAUCAUUCAUGCACAGCCAAAGAACAAGGUGCCAGCACCACUCAUACUCAUGCCACAUGGUGGACCUCACGUUGGAUCAACCUGCGACUACAACGCGCCAGUUGUAUUCUUUCUCGCCCUCGGCUACGCCGUCACUCAGAUCAAUUACCGUGGCUCGACAGGCUUUGGAAAGGACUAUGUCGACGUGCUGUCUGGCAAGGCCGGCCAGAUGGAUGUGGCCGACUGCGUGUCCACGUUGGACUAUCUGCUUGCCACACGUGGCCAGCGUCUGGACCGCGAGCGUGUCGGAGUUCAGGGCGGCAGCCAUGGAGGAUUCCUCGCCGCACAUCUCAGCGGCCUGAAGGACUCACCAAUCAAGGCAGCAGUCAUCAGAAACCCUGUGAUCGAUAUUGCUGCCAUGUCCACGCAGUCCGAUAUCCCAGACUGGUGUUUCUUCGAAGCCGGCAUACCUUUGGCACAGGGCGCCAGAGUCUACCCGACCGUGCCAUCGCUGGAGCAUCUGGAGAAGAUGAGGAAGUGCUCACCCAUCGUCAAUCUGGACAUUAUCAAGACGCCAACACUCCUGAUGCUUGGAGAGAAUGAUCUGCGUUGUCCACCAUCCCAAGGACUGAUGCUAUACAACGCACUCAAUCAAAAGGGAGUGGCCACCAAGUGUCUCAUGUAUCCCAAGACUGGCCAUGGCUUGGCAUCAAUCGAUGCCAAGAUCGACCAGUGGAUCCAUGCAGUAUGCUGGUUGAAGAUCUAUCUUCCA